This is a messenger RNA of Caenorhabditis bovis, 504 nucleotides long. NCBI's taxonomy places the organism in Eukaryota, Metazoa, Nematoda, Chromadorea, Rhabditida, Rhabditidae. The record is from the annotation of a GenBank genome assembly.
AUGUCGUCGAUUUUGGUUUACGAUCGUGAGCACAACUUCAAGAAAUGGUUUGUUUAUUGGAUUCCAAAGUCCAAGACACUUGGGGUCAAAGAUGCGAAAGAUGUUGUUUAUGAAAAGGAAAUGACGGUUCAAGAUCGAAUGGAUCUUCUGAAUGUCACCAAAACGUUGCUAGAAGACAAAUGGAGCGAUUUGUUCGCUGAAUGCGGUCUUCACAUUGAAUCCGUUGCCGACAAGGAAAUCGUUUUGUCGUUUGCACUUGAACGAAAUGUGACAUUGGAGAAAGCCGAGUUAACUGGAGAUUUUGACGAACUUCUUUAUUUGGAAUAUCUGAGAAUGAAGACAAUGUUGAAUUCGUCGCCGACAAAGAGAAAGCGUACAGCUUCCGCCGUCGAUCCAUCAACAUCGGUGGAUGAGAAGUUAAAGAGUCCAGAAUUGGUUCCAUUGAAGAAACGCAUCACAAGAUCUUCAGCCAAAUCAAACGGACCACAAUUUGAAGAGCAAUAA